CUCCUGUUCCCUAUCAACACCUAUAUAUACCAUUAGGUUUAAUUAAUAAUCAAAAUCAUAUAAACAUGGGGAAUUGUUAUUGUACCUCUAGUAAGACGACGGCCAUGAUGGUGGACACAAGCGGGAAUGUUCACCGGAUCAAGCUGCCACUCAACUCCGGGGAGCUUAUGAUCGAGCAAAUCGGCCACGUCAUCACUCCCGCAGACGUACUCCAAAGAACGCGACGGAUCUCGCCCUUGGGGGCCGACGAGGAGCUCCUACCGGGAAAACUUUACCUGCUGGUUCCGGCGAGUAGGGUGCACUCAAAGGCUUCCCCAUCGGAGAUCGCCAAAACUCAUAUCAAGAACCACAAGAGUCUCAAGAUGGAACACGGAGAAGACAAAAUUACCCCUGUGGGUGUGGGUGUGGGUGUGGGGUUAGGGUACCAAGGGAAAAGAAGAUGGAAUCCUGUUCUGGACCCUAUUCUGGAAUCUUCUAGAGAAUCUAACUACCCUUAAGCAGUAAAAUAUAGAGUAUACUUUCUCUUAUUUAUUUGAUGGAGUAGUACGUUAGACUCACUACUCCUCUUGUUAGUUAAUCACUUCUAGAAUCACCUCAAUUAUACAUUUUCUUUUCGGAAUAUACCCUUAAACAUUAUGUAAUCAUUCAUUGACACAGAUCAAAGCUACAGAUGCUAGUCAAAAGCAAAAGCUUCUAGAAUGGCAACUACUUCCCUCAAAUUUAAGAAUAAUACCCUUGUUCCUAUUUUCAAUCUA
This is a messenger RNA of Arachis stenosperma, 755 nucleotides long. RefSeq lists its product as uncharacterized. The transcript has a single exon. The coding region runs from base 66 to 497 and encodes 143 amino acids. The record is from RefSeq and is a predicted model, not a curated record. NCBI's taxonomy places the organism in Eukaryota, Viridiplantae, Streptophyta, Magnoliopsida, Fabales, Fabaceae.